GUCAGGUAGUAUUCAGAAAGUUAUGACAGAUACGAUGUACAUCGUUUGGUGAAUGUUUAAACAAAAUGGUGGAUUGUUUAUAUUUUACAAUAUGGAUCGCGUUGAUGGUCCAUUUUGUGAGCGCAUAUGGCACGUGCGAAGAUGGAUCAUUGAAUGGAGUAAAGUGCUCUGCAGGUUGUUGCUAUGACAACGACUUCCCAGGCUUUUGGAAAUGUUGUGAGAGAUAUUAUAACUUCAACCCACCUAGAACUAGGCCUGUGUUCAUUGAAAUAGGAAGCGGCAUCGGCGGGCUUCUGGUCAUUAUAUUCGUCUUCAUUUGCUGUUGUAUAUGCUGUAUGAAGAAGUUACGUAGAACACAAGCACACACCGACCAAACGGAAACAGCGUCCGUAUGUCAGCAGCCUAACCGGGCCCUGCCUCUCCACCCCCUUCAGGUCAUUUCAGGCAAUGUCGUUAGAAACGACAUAGCGUUUCAGGAUCCACCACCAUAUGAGCUAUUGGGAGCAAAUUACUCUAGCGAGUCAUUCCACCAAGUCGUUAAUAUGCAGUCGAUCUUUGACGCGGGAAACAGCAUAGGGAAGCCACCACCUUAUGAACUAGGGAGAUAUAAUUAUUCUAACGAGCUAUCCCUUCAAACCGGAAAUAUGGUACAGAGCUCUCCCCUCAGCAACAACAUGGCGGAGCCACCGCCUUAUGCAGAAGUCGUCGCAAAUUAUAAUCACCUUUAAUUGUUGUUUAAAGGUUCGAGACAUGUAUUAACAAUGUACUUAUUCUAACAAAUAUUGAAACGGGCAGAGUCUGAACUUUUAUUGCCGAACGCCUGUUGAGUAAACGACGUCUUCACUUAGUUUUCCUAGUAUUGUGUACGCGAACACAUUGAAAAUGGUUAUUGAUUACCCACAUCAUAAACAUAUUUCAUUCGACCAACGCACUUGAUUAUAAAAGGCCGGAAAUACAUAGUAACAUGUGAUUCGAAUGUAAAGGUCGGUAACCGGGAUCGCUAAUACAUUUAUAACUACCACUAAUAGUGUAAUUGUUGCAUUGUAUGCGAUGAAUGUUAUGAUCAGUAUCUUAUGUUGAUUGAGUUUAAUUCAAUCAUUUAAUAGAAAUGACAUAUUUAAAAAAGAUGCAUUAUAAACAGCAUGUACAUUACGUUAUAUCGAUGAUACACUUACACUAUGAUUAUCCCGAACCAAUAUGUUUUUCUUUAUCUAUUAAUUUGUUUUCCAAAUCAUAUUAAUGACCUUACACAUGAAGCUUUUAAAUUAACUAAUGGUGCAUAUAAUGGUGUCAUAUUGUGCUGUUAAUUGUUUGUAUUUGUAUAAAUUACCUUCAUAUGUGUUGAAUUAUAAGAAAUGAUGCACAUUGUUAAAUAUGGCUAUGUACUUAAACUGAUAUGUUUGUAAAAUAGAACCAAUCUAUAAUAUCUAAAUUACGUUAUGAAUAAUGAAUAUUGAAUUGCAUGAUUUUCAUGACCUGUCAUACCUGUUGUAUUGAUUUAUAUAUAUAUGUUUAUGUAAAUGAUUGGGCCGGAGGCCAUAUAUCAUAAUAAAAUUAUAUAUAUAUAUAUAUAUAUAAAUUAUGUACAUUAAGAGUAUGUUCAUGCAAAGGUUUAAAAUAAACACAUCCGUCCAUCAGAUCUUUAAAUUAUCAGCACACCUUCAUGUUGUUUUUAAAACAAAACAUAAUACAAUUGUUGUACUACUAAUGUGAAGUGGAAUACUUGAAGUUCAUAAUGGUCUAUGCUCGGACUCGACUGCGACUACAGAACAUCAUCUCGACAUGAACAGUGAUGUUUUUGUUACAGUUUACAGGGGGUUUUCCCGUGAAUAGGUAUAGCUACCUUUGCAAUUCUUUAAGGGCCUUCCACAAUGCAAACGUUAGUUUGAAGGACCAAACAAUA
This is a messenger RNA of Mya arenaria, 1903 nucleotides long. RefSeq lists its product as uncharacterized. NCBI's taxonomy places the organism in Eukaryota, Metazoa, Mollusca, Bivalvia, Myida, Myidae. Bases 66 to 728 code for a protein of 220 amino acids. The record is from RefSeq and is a predicted model, not a curated record. The transcript has 4 exons.